UGUUAAUAUUUUGCUCUCUGCAACGGCGCCUUGUUCCGCGGCGGCGGUGUAAACAUCAGGUUCUUUGAGUGUCAUAUGUUAAACUUCAGGUCAUCACCAAAUGCGCUUCAUUCAGCUGCUUCAUGAGGAACCGCUAUUACAGUUGGAGUGUGAGAGGAAAGCUGUGUCUUUUGACUAACUUAAUCUAGAGUGGCCAACCAUGAUAGGCCAGACCACAUCACCCCUGUACGGAGGCUCAUCACGGAGGGAGAAGGACGUGGUCACCCCUCACAGCAUCUCCAUCAUACUCUUCAUUGAGAAAUAUGCAAAGCUGAGACUCAAGUACUGGGAUCCCCGCCCCUCAGAGGGGGAAGUUGAUGAUGUGGAAAUAAGCCCGGCAGAGCGCAAGGCCACCUGUCUUCUCACUGUCCGUCUGGUGCAGGGCGGUGACCUGGUGUUGUCAGAAUUGCUGCAGAUGCUUGAGGCUGCUCCUCUUCUGCCUCUCCAUGUCACCCCUUUCAUGACUGCUCUCCAUGAGAUGUAUUGCAAUGGUAUUGACAGUCUGCUAACAUUAUUUGAUGCAGUGGAAAAGUUUUCUGUGCAGGACCAGAUGCGGAUGGAAUCUUUUCCUUGCUUAUGGACCAGUGUGGUGGGUCUGUACUUACGGCGCCUGAACUUGUCCUUCCGACGGCUGAGCUUCUCUCAGGUGACAUCCCUGUAUCAGCGUUUCCGAGCCUACUACGAGGAGUGUUACACCAGCCCGCCGCACCAACUUCCUGACCUGCAGAUGUCAGCAGAAGAGUCCAACAUUGUAGAUGACACAGACUCUGAUGCCAAGAUGGAAGAUUUAAUGGAGGAGACAAGAGAGGAGGAGGAUGAAGAGGAUGAUGAGGUAGAGCAAGAGGGUGGUGAGGGUGGAGGCAGGAGAGGAGACAUCACAGCGUGUACAAGUGAAGUCAUGGCACUGAGCUCCCUGUGUGACCCUCCUCCUACCAUCUCUACUGCUACUGCUGCCCCUCCACCUGUGUACCCUCCAGUCAUUUCACAUCCAUCACAUCCCAGCAGGGAGGUGGUGGAGGCACAGGCUGGCCACAGCACCAGGCAGCAGGCAGAGCUUUUUAUCAGCCAGCAGACCUCUCUCCUGCAGUUCAAUGAGACAGCUGCACUCUCUCCCCAUCUGCUGCAGGCCAAGAUCAAACAACUGGUGAAGCAGAACCCAGAUAUGGCUGAGGCUCACUACUUGAGUUAUCUGAACUGCCUGCGAGUGAAGGAGUUCUCUGGAGCAGUUCACAGCCUCCUGCGCACCUACGAUGGCCAGCUGACUCCCCGAGAGCCUGGCAGGGUGGAGGACCAGAGCCGCGGCUUCCGAUAUGCAGCCAUGAACCUGGCAGCUCUACAUGCACAUUUUGGCCACAAGAAGGCAGGGUUGUUUGUGCUAAAGGAGGCAAUACGUUUAGCUCAGGAGGUCAGUGAUCAUGUAUGUCUGCAGCACGCCUUGUCCUGGCUGUACACACUCUCCCCGAUACACAAGCCGCAACUGAUGAAACGGUCAAUGGUGAAGAGUUGUGAGUUGUCCCUGAGUUACUUGAGCUCCUUGGGGCGGCUCAACCAUGCAAUGCAGCUCUCCUACACCAAGACACCCCCAUCAACCCUUCUGCAGAGCAUAGUGCGAGCUGAGGCCCUUAACUGUAAGCAUAGCUUGGUUUCCUUGCAACAUGGAGCUUGGGCCCUGCGUGCUGCACUGUGGGCCAACUGGGGUGUGUCCACCAUGACCAGCCUGGCCUCUCAGCUCCUCCUCCACCUCAACACCCACCAUCCCACCAGUCCCUCCACCUUCUAUUCAGCCCAGCCCACCUGUUCUGCUGUGUGCAAUAUUGCUAUAGGAUUAUCAAACUUGGGAGACUACCAGCUGGCAGGGGAGGUGCUACAGCAUGCCCGCCAGAGGUUCCCGGCACACGGCCAGCACUCCUCCACUUGGAUGUUCACACAGGCCUUCAUCAGUGUGGUGGACCUGCUACAUCAGGGCCGCUGGACAGAGGCACAGACAGCCAUCACCAGCAUGGCCACCACUCACCCUACUGAAGCCAAACUCAGACAGAGUGAGUUGCUGAUAGCCAAGGGUCAGCUGACGGAGGCAUGGCAGCUGCUCGGGGAGCUGAGGAAAGACCCGCAGGUGGUGGGUGAGCUGCGGGUGCAAGUGCUGUUGAUGGAGAGCUGUGCAUGUGUGGCAGGAGGAGCGUGUGCAGUGGCUCUUCCCAUCCUGGUGGAAGCUCUGUCCACUGCACACAAUCACCACCUCACCUAUCUUGUGGCCAUCACACACCUCCACACAGCCAAUGUGCAGCUCCAGCUAGGACUGCUGCGGGAAGCUGAGGCGAGUGUUAUGGCUGGCCUGGGCACUGUGCUGACUGGUGGGUCAGUGUAUGACCAGGCUCGAGCCAGGCUGGUGGAGGCCAAACUACAGGUUAGCCAAGCCAAGGGCAAGCAGAGGACUGGAAAAGUGCUGGAGGUGGCAGUCUCUCUUGAUUUGGUACACAAGCUGUUCAUGAAGGUGCGAGCGUACCACAAGGUGCGGGAGACACUCUACUUCAAGGCUCGGUUGUACCAUGAAGUAGGGUACCUAGAAGAACGCAACAAAUGUGCCCUUGAGUUCCGUCAGUUUGAGCUGCAGCAUCCCUGUCAAGCUUACCAACUUACUGUCAAUUCCUUCUGAUGAGGCAAGGCUGCUACCCUCUGUCUCACCUUGACAGGACUGUGAUAUGUGGUCAUGGUCAGAGAAUCUCCAACUGUCAGUUAUCAGGUUGUGAGGGGAAACAUGAACAAAUCUGAGCAGGUGAAAUUAAUGGUAAAAGAUGAAAAGUAAAGCUUAUUGUUCUGAUCAUGACUACCCAUUAGAGUAUAUUUUGCUAGUUUUUUUUUUCAGAUUUUGUUAUUGGAAUGUUAAGGAUGCAAUACAAAAUUUAAAACCAAAAUAGUUUAUUUAGGAAGCCACUUGAGCACUCACUCAAUGUUUGGUGUAUUGAUGUACAUUCUCACAGAAAAAUUGUUUUGUACACAUUAAAUUAAUCAAAGCAGAGAAAAAGAUAAGUUAACA
Molecule: messenger RNA, 3073 nt
Organism: Portunus trituberculatus (swimming crab)
Lineage: Eukaryota; Metazoa; Arthropoda; Malacostraca; Decapoda; Portunidae
Gene: ida
Product: anaphase-promoting complex subunit 5-like
Exons: 17
Coding region: 200-2692 (830 amino acids)
Biological process (GO): protein K11-linked ubiquitination; positive regulation of mitotic metaphase/anaphase transition; anaphase-promoting complex-dependent catabolic process
Cellular component (GO): anaphase-promoting complex
Molecular function (GO): protein binding
Source: RefSeq, a predicted model, not a curated record